Carica papaya (papaya) is the source of this 1447-nucleotide messenger RNA. RefSeq names its product protein trichome birefringence-like 19. Gene Ontology annotation, molecular function: O-acetyltransferase activity. The record is from RefSeq and is a predicted model, not a curated record. Lineage: Eukaryota; Viridiplantae; Streptophyta; Magnoliopsida; Brassicales; Caricaceae. Gene Ontology annotation, cellular component: Golgi apparatus.
CACUCCCAUUUCCUCAUCACUGCGUCCCUCUCUUCUUCCUCACUCAUCUCUCUCUCUCUCUUCAAACAUGAAGCUUCAGUCCACAGAGCUUCCUUCCACCAAAACCCAUAAGAGUACCCCUAAAGUAGCAAUAGUAGCAGCUCUAACCCUACUCCUCCUCGCUGUAAUCCCCAUCUGUUACCCUCUUCUACGUUACCCCGUUCGCUUUCUCAGCCCCAUUCCCACCAAAACCUAUUCCCAGCUCAACCCACUCAACGUCUCCAUAGACGAAAAACACUGUGAUAUAUUUACAGGGGAAUGGGUUCCCGAUCGAAACGCACCGUAUUACACAAACAAGACGUGUUGGGCCAUUCACGAACACCAGAACUGUAUCAAGUACGGGAAGCCGGACACCGGCUACAUGAAAUGGCGGUGGAAGCCGGAUGACUGCGACCUGCCGAUCUUCAAUCCGGCGCAGUUUUUAGAAAUUGUUAGAGACAAGUCAUUGGCGUUUGUGGGAGAUUCGGUGGGGAGAAACCAGAUGCAGUCCUUGAUUUGCCUUCUGUCCAGGGUGGAAUACCCAAUAGAUGAGUCGUACACAGCGGACGAGCAUUUCAAGCGGUGGAAAUACACAUCCUACAAUUUCACAUUAGCCUUUUUCUGGACACCCCAUCUCGUCCGAUCCAAAGAAUCCGACUCCGACGGCCCCACCGCCACCGGUCUCUUCACUCUCUACCUCGACGAACCCGACCCCGAAUGGGUCACCCGGAUCCAAGAUUUCGACUACGUCAUCCUCUCCGCCGGUCACUGGUUCUUCCGAUCGCAAGUCUUCUACCAAAACAACCAAAUCGUCGGCUGCCAUUACUGUCUCCUUCCAAACGUUACCGACCUAACAAUGUAUUACGGCUACAGACAAGCCUUCAGAACCGCAUUCAAAGCCAUCAACAGUUUGAAAAAUUACAAGGGGAUUACCUUCUUAAGGACCUUCGCGCCUUCCCAUUUCGAGAACGGAUUGUGGAAUCAAGGCGGAAAUUGCCUGAGGAGGAGGCCGUUCCACAGUAACGAGACGAGUUUGGAGGGUGCGAAUUUAGAGCUCUACAUGAUUCAAUUGGAAGAGUACAGAGGGGCGGAGGAGGAAGGGAGGAAGAAAGGGUUGAGAUAUAGGUUGAUGGACACGACGCAGGCGAUGCUGUUGAGACCCGAUGGGCACCCGAGUAAGUACGGUCACUGGGCGCACGAGAAUGUGACGCUGUAUAAUGAUUGUGUGCACUGGUGCUUGCCGGGGCCGAUUGAUUCGUGGAGCGAUUUCUUGCUGGCGAUGUUGAAGACGGAGGGAAGGAGAUCUUACGAGGAGAAGCUUCAGUUUUUGAGUGACAGAAAAAUGAGAUUCAGAUAGAUUUUAUUUUUUAUUUAAAAAAAAAAAAAAAAAAAAAAGACCUUAAAAUUUGGAAUUGUUUAAUUUCUACUA